UUCAAAUCAGGAUCUACGAGGCAACAGCGCCAACGAUCAUUUUUCGAGGCUUUGGGAACCAGUCGAAGACAUCGAAAGAGGCUUAUCUGCUUGCCCUGCAGGCUGCUCACAAGGGCGGAGAGAGGCGUAUCAACGCGGGCACGUUGGUCCAAGCAUCUCACCUCCGACCCGGCUCGGCAAGCUGGGGUAGGCUACUCUCUGUUCUUAGUUCGAUGCGCCCGGUGUCGCAGGAGGCUUGAAGCUAAGACAUGUCACAAGUGGCAGUGAAAGCUUCAACGAUGCCUCCUGCUGCAACGUCGAGCAGUAAUCCACGCUCUCGCAUGGCCACUUCGUCGAAGAGCGCGACCAAUAUCAAAACUUGCAACGCCAGCGCCGCCGCUGCCGCUGUCGUUGCCAGCAAUUCAACCAACUCGAUGAAGGGAGUAAAGCGGUCUCGCGAAGGCAUUCUGAAGAACUCAUUGCGGAGGAGUGGAAGCACAUCUUCCAUCUCUACGAUCGGCGCAGCUGGGACCGAUGGGGAGGAGGCGCAGACACCUAUUGCAACCACUCCAGCGCCAGCCAUGCCGAUGUCCAUUCUGACCAAUCGCACAUCGGACAGCGACAGUGGGAUAUCAGGCUUGCCGCCUAGCUCGCAACCCUCGUCAUUCCCUUCCAAGAGGCGCAGUGGAGCAGACAGUGCGAAAGUAAUGAGUAGCGCUGCAGGAGCAAGCACGGGGAAUACAGGCGGCGUUACGUCUGGAGAAUUUGCUGCCGCUUCUGUGUCAUGGGUCACCGGUGCAGAGAGCCUGAAGCAAGGAAUGUACAUGUCUUUCGUGACAAACGCUUUAGCGCAGAAAGCAGCUGGUAGUCCGACGCAGUACUACGAGCUUGUAUCAGCUUUUCAGAUGCCAACGAACAAUGCAGGCGUUGCAGCGGCAGCAGCAGGUCGAAGCAUCGCAUCGCCAUCGACGCUGCAAUCAUGGCUCACAGCGCUCUCCUCCCACGUCUCGAAGCUUGACACCAGUCACACAGCCCUUGUUGAGAACAUCCUCCUGUUGCCCUGGACGACGAUGAACGAAAGUUUCGCUACUGUAUGGGUCCGCUUUGUCUGUGCGCUUGUCAGCGCGCGAGGCGAGUGGAUCGCCCCGUUGCUCGAGCGAGCAGUCAAGAGCCUUUCCUUUCGCUCCGACUGGCGGGCGCUCGCAUUUGCCGGCUUCUCCUCCGACCCUCUUGAGCAUUCCUCGCAGGCGGCUACCGCCAGCGCGCCAACAAGGCGACAGAUCUACGCACGUAUCCAUCGUUUAAUCCGGCAGCUGAUUGUACUGGUCCCAACAUUGCCCUCCCAACUCGGCUCGCUGCUCACGCGCCACUUCCCGCCGAAACGAGAUACGCGCACGGCGCAGCUUGUCUUCAUUCGCAACGCACUCAAAGUCUGCGAGUACUGCCAAGAGCUGUCGGAAGGCGUGCUUACCAUGGUAAUCGGCCGGGCGCUGCAGAUCGACGUUGAGAUCCAAGUCGAGUUGGAUGAGCUGGAGGAUGAGCAGGGCGCUGAUGGCUUUCGAGAGGAACAGCUCGAUCCGUUUGACCGGCGAAUCGACGAUGAGGAUGAUGAAGACGAUGACAACUCAGAUGCCGGUUCCAUCAGCGACGACGAGGCCUUGCUCGCCGGUGGUGACGGAGGAGAUGACUCGGAUGGAUUCUCCAUUCUCUCUGACGAAGAUGUCAUGGGGAACGAUUCAGAGCAAGUACGCUCCAUGGUGCACAUUCGCAGUCUCGUCCAACACCUAGACAGUAUCAUGAAGACAGCAUUUGAUCAUCUGAAUGGACUACAUAUACACUAUCAACAGCAAGCACAGCAUUACAGCAUCAGUACGGCCAGCAACCAUUCAAUCGGCAGUAGCCAUUACACCUCGGCUUUCGGCAAACGGACACCAUCCCCACCCGAGCCGAUUCUCGAGAGUGCUCCUCUACGUGGUACGACUCAAGGAGGCACAAGUGCAGAUCGAGCGCUGUACAGAGACAUGCGAUCUGAGAGUGCUGCUGUGCAAGCGCGACAGAGCCUCUUCGCCUCUUUGCUCUCCAUCUUCGCUCGCUCGGUCCUGCCCACUUUUAAAUCGCGCCAUGUGCAGUUCCUGCUCUUCUGGUUUAGCUCGCUCGACCCUGAGUACGCAGACUUCUUCCUCGGUGCCCUGCUUUCCAAGGCUCUGUACGGCAGCGUUGACAUGAACACCAGUGCCGUCAAUGGCGGCAGCGGAGGAGCAGGGGACGAGCCGCCCAUCAUCCGUGUCGCUGCAGCGAGCUAUAUUGCCUCCCUCGUCAGCCGAGCCAAAUUUAUCGAUGGUGACAUUUGUCGUGACGUCGUGGAAAACCUGUGCGCUUUUCUUGAAGGUCACCUCGAGGCGUACGCCACUCCAGGUACAAGCAUCGCCGCAGCGCCUCCCGGAACCGAUCCGCACACCGUCUUCUACUCAGUCGCGCAGGCGACCUUCUACAUCUUUUGUUUCCGAUGGCGCGACUUGACAGCCAGUGCAGCGAAGCGAGACAUGAGCAACGGAGGUGCCACUUGUCUCAGCACCAGUCAAGGCGGCGGGGAAUGCAAUGGCAGCGCUUUUGGUGUAUCCCCGGCUUUCUCGUUCUCGUCCGACAGCAAGAGUGCGGCAGGCGACUCGGACGUUUCCGUGCCAGUUGGGCCUGGUGUGCCAAUCCCAGGCCUUGCGGGGGGAAGCUGGGUCGAUGCUCUCUCCGUACUCGUCCGCGCAAUCACGAGCUGUCUCAACCCUCUGCGGUACUGUUCGCCUGCGAUCGUCCAUCAAUUCGCGCACGUUGCGCAGCACGCCGGGUUCUUCUACUGCUUUUCGAUUAUCGAGGCCAACAAGCGCAGCGCCAAAAACGAAGAUGUGGUCAAUACGUUCAUGCGAGACGGCGCAGAGCGAGUGGGGACGCCUACGGCUGAUCGACCGAAUACCCAACGAGAGACUCGGCAUGAUAGCCCGAAGCAUCAACAGGGUCGCCAGCAGGUGGCAGACAGCCAAGUCAGCCUAGUCGAUUCCUUCUUCCCCUUCGAUCCGUAUCGCUUACUGCUAUCAGCGCCCUACGUCGACUCUCUGUACCGGGAAUGGAGCGAAGUCGCGCCUGAUGACGAAAGUGAGGACGAUGAAGAAGACUCUUCGGAGGACAAUGAGCAGACCAUGGAUGACGACGAUGCGGAGGAAGACGAGGAGCACAGCACAUAUCGCAUAUGCGCAAGCGGAAGUGGAGCCCUGGCUGUGCCCAAUGGGCGGCCAAGGUCACCCAAGAAGAGUAAAGGAAAGGGCAAGACCAAGACCAAGAUCACAAGCAAGAUGUCCACUUCCUUCUCUUCGGCGGCGACAGGCAGCGAAAGCGAGGCGCAGAGCUCUGUUGCUCAAAGCUUCGAGGCUAUGAGCAUCAGCCCAUUUAAGCAUUGAGGCGACCCCAGCCUCUACAUAUCUGUGCAUUCUACAUCUGUAUUUCAACGCAUUCAGCUUUCGGUGAAUGUAGACAAGCCUCAUUGAACGUAUAG
Molecule: messenger RNA, 3520 nt
Organism: Tilletiaria anomala UBC 951
Lineage: Eukaryota; Fungi; Basidiomycota; Exobasidiomycetes; Georgefischeriales; Tilletiariaceae
Product: RRN3-domain-containing protein
Exons: 2
Coding region: 249-3425 (1058 amino acids)
Biological process (GO): transcription initiation at RNA polymerase I promoter
Cellular component (GO): nucleus
Molecular function (GO): RNA polymerase I core binding; RNA polymerase I general transcription initiation factor activity
Source: RefSeq, a predicted model, not a curated record